GUGUGCGGCCGCAUUCUAUAAUUAUCAUAAGCAAAAUCAGGAGGAGGGUAUGUACUUAGUUUGUCUCUGCUGCAGGCGAGCCGGUGAAAAUGCCGUCGGAGAUAGAGGGAGUAGUUGCCAAGUACCUUGAGCUAUUUGAAGAGGUGACAUGGGUUGUAGAGAGGGAGGUCGUUCAUGCGAUAGAGAUUAUCCCAGGGUCUAGCAUUCCGAAUGGUAGGAUCUAUCGGAUGUCUCCAAGGGAGCUCGAUGAGCUUUGCCGACAGCUCAAGGAACUCGUCGAGAAGGGUUGGAUCUGGUCGAGUGUCUCUCCUUAUGGAUCUCGAGUACUAUUCGUACCUCAGAAGGAGGGUACACUUAGGAUGUGCAUUGAUUAUUGGGGCCUCGAUGCCAUCACUGUUAAGAACAAAGAGCCCCUACCGCGCAUCGACGAUUUGCUAGAUAGAGUGCAAGGGUGUCGGUACUUCAGUAAGAUAAAUUUGAAGUCCGGGUACCAUCAAAUUGCAAUCGGGUCCGAGGAUCAACACAAAACCGCCUUUCAGACCAGAUAUGGUCUGUACGAGUUUGUGGUGAUGCCUUUCGGCCUUUGCAAUGCUUGUGGCACCUUUCAGCACGCUAUGAAUCAGAUAUUCCAUGACUACUUGGAUAAGUUUGUCAUCGUGUACGUCGAUGACAUAAUUAUCUUUAGUAAGACUAUCGAGGAGCAUGUUGCACACUUGGACGAAGUCCUUAGUCUCCUGCGACAGCACAAGUUCAAGAUCAACGGGGAGAAGUGCGAGUUUGGCCGCACCUGUGUCUUGUACUUGGGUCAUGAGAUCUCUGCGGAAGGGUUGAAGCACGAUGACGCGAAGGUGGCCAGCAUUCGUGAUUGGCCACGUCCUCAGUCCGUGACUGAGAUGAGAUAUUUCUUAGGAAUGACAGGCUACUAUAGGACUUUCGUUAAGAACUAUAGCAUAGUGGCCGCUCCUUUUACUGAUUUGACCGGCCUUGACACCCCAUGGGAGUGGACAGAUGAGUGCGAGGCUGCUUUCAGACAUUUGAAGCAUGCGUUGACGCACUACGAGGUCUUGAAACUUCCUGAUCUUUAUAUGCCCUUUAUAGUCACCACGGAUGCCAGCCAAUAUGGCAUUGGCGCCGUGCUCGCGCAGCAGGAGGGGCCAAAGUUGAGGCAUGUGGAGUACAUGUCCAAGAAAAUGUCGUCUCAGAAGUUGGCCAAGUCCACCUAUGAGAAAAAACGCUAUGCAGUUUACAAGGCUCUGACCCAUUGGAGACACUAUCUUCAUCCUCAGGACUGAUCAUCAGACCCUGAGAUGGAUGAGAACUCAGCCGGUGCUCUCUGACGCUCUGAAGCGUUGGAUUGAA
This is a messenger RNA of Chara braunii, 1359 nucleotides long. NCBI's taxonomy places the organism in Eukaryota, Viridiplantae, Streptophyta, Charophyceae, Charales, Characeae. The record is from the annotation of a GenBank genome assembly.